Messenger RNA from Saccharomyces kudriavzevii IFO 1802, 3201 nucleotides. RefSeq names its product Egt2p (gene EGT2). The transcript has a single exon. The record is from RefSeq and is a predicted model, not a curated record. Bases 1 to 3201 code for a protein of 1066 amino acids. Lineage: Eukaryota; Fungi; Ascomycota; Saccharomycetes; Saccharomycetales; Saccharomycetaceae.
AUGAAUAAACUACUUUUACCGGUAGUCGGCAUCCUCUCACUGCUCAGCUUUACACACGCUCUUACACAAACGCAGCCGGUUUUACAGGAUAUUCAAAUAAAAGAUAGCUAUACUAAAACCGAUGAAUGCACAGACCAAGACCAUUGGUUCAUUAUAGAAGGACAACUGUCCAUUCCCAAGGGUAGUCAGGAAAGCAUAUCAUUCCAAGUUCCCGAAGCCUUCAAGUCGUUUCCACAAGAACCUUUCAGCAUAGAAUACAAUUCGAACAAUGUGGCCACGAUAUCGCGCCCCGAUCAAUCAACAAACAAUUUUACUAUUUCCAUUCCAGAGAAGAGUUCAGAAGAUAUAACCACUACUUUCAACUUCCUUGCACAACUCACGUCAGACGCUAAAUCUGAAAUUACAGAACCAAAGGCCGUUGUGUAUAGUUUCUAUUCUGAAGGUGACAUAUUCAAUGGCAUCAUCAAUUAUAUUGCCAAGAACAUUUCUGCCGUAACAACGGAUGGUGGCAUAUACGAAGCAAAUAAUACCGCCUGGUUUACUGUUGAUUUGCCAAUGUCGACUUUCUUACAACCUGUCUAUUUGACUUCUCAAGCUUCUUCAUCCUCUGAUUAUGUAUUUAAUACCAUGUUAACCAAGUUUGAAGUUGUCACUGCCGUUGAUGCUUUCAACGAACCUGUCAAUUCUAUUCCAUUUGCGACUGUUCAUGAUUACUCCACUGAAGAUGAAAUUAAAUGCUUGUUUAACUCUACAAUCAGUGGAGGGUUAUACUUACGUGUGACAUACUUCACUAAACAGCUGUCUAGCUCUUCUAUAUCUAACACGGUCGACUUGACAUAUCCUGAUGAAAAUACACCCGAUAAAAUUUUGAGAAAAAGAGAUACUUCAACCACUUUGGGCUCAGAAUUGUUCUCUGAGUCAGCUGCUAAUGUCGGCUCCACCACUAAUGAUGAAGCAACUAGCUCAAAUGUUGCUAUCACACCGAAAUAUACAAAUGCAACUCUUACUUCUCAGGCUCCACAGUCAUCAACUACAUCAGAAGUUCCAGCUGUUGCAUCAUUGAGUACCCAGAUCCCCCUUUCUACAGUUGAUAGUACUAGCAGCACAACAGUCUCAUCUCUCAUUUCCACUGGAAAUUACAGCUCUACAUUAAGCAGCGAACAAACUUUCUCUGCUUCUUCGGUAACUGCAGAUAUCUCUUCAUCAGCACUUUAUACAGAUCCAAUCUCAACGACAAAUGCAAAAGCAUCCUCAGCCCCAGGUUCUGCAAACUCAACCUUUUCUAAUUCUUUGUCAGCUCAAUCUGUUACCGAAACACAGAGAAAUACCAGUUCACUAGCUUCCCAAAUCAUCUCAGCUAGUCCAGCCGUUACCGAAAUUUCAUAUAUCAACAAUUCUACAACUUCUGAAACUUCUUCCGCUACUCAAUAUACUGUAGGCACUCCAUACGAUGGUAAUUUCACAACAGCUACAGCUUCAUCUGUUGAGCAAUCAGCUACUCUUGCUCCAUAUGUCGGUAACUUUACAAAUUCAUUUGCUUCAUCUGCGAUUCAAUCUACUACUAGUACUUACCUAGCAUCUAACUUCACAGCUCCCAGCUUUUCGUCUGCUAUUACUAAUUAUUCAUCAAGUAUCCCUAUUACCUCUGCUGUACCUUCCGGUCCAUUUGUUUCAAAUACAACAAUUGCUUCUGGGUCAUACCUAUUAAGUACUACGACGGAGUCCGCACAACUUACUGAAUUUGGAAGUUUGGUACCGAUCUCUACAAUUACUACUGAAGUCAGCGCUGCCGGCAACAAUAGAACUGGUGAUCACAGUUUAGUUUCCUCGACAGAGACAGUGAAAACUACGACAUACAGCACUUCAAUUUCACUGUCAGAAACCAACACUAAGGACAUCGCCGCGGCUGCUAGAGGCAGGAACGCUACUUCCAAUCUGGCUAUGUCUACUGGAUCUCCUCAAGCCGCUGGUUACAGUAGUUUGAUGUCAGCGUCUACGUCCAUAUUUGGUACUAAGGCCACUGCCGGUGCCUUUGGUAGAAACGAUAGUUCCAGUUCGGUUUCCUCUACCGAAUCAGAUCAGUUUGUCGCUACUGUUACGGAUAAAAAUGGCGGUUACAGUGUAGUCUCGUCCACAGAAUCAGCGCAAGUUACAGAAUACGGUAGUUUGCUUCCAAUUUAUACCUUACAGAAGUCGACUCUUUCCACCGGUACUGGUGCAACCGGUCCCUCUAAUUCAACUCUUUCUACCAAAUUGACUCAGGUAACCGCUAUUACUACUGAUAGAAAUGGCGUUUAUAGCGUAAUUUCAUCCACAGAAUCAGCUCAUGUUACAGAAUAUGAUAGUUUACUCCCAAUUUCUACGCUGGAUAAAUCAACUGUCGUUACAAUCACUGGUAGAAAUGACACCUAUACUUUAACUACAUGUACUGAAUCUGUUCAAGCCACAGAAUAUGGUAGUUUGGUUCCAAUCUCUACAAUGGAGGGUUCAAGUGUCUUUACUUUUACCGAUGAAAGCGUAAUUUCUGAUUGCAGUACCACUGUAGGUGCUGCUCAGUAUGCGGAGCAUACUACUUUGAUUCCAGUUUCAACCAUAAAGGGUUCUCACAUCUCUCUUUCUACCGAUAAAAGUGUAGAUUCUGGUUACAGUACCACCGUGAAUGCUGCUCAGUUUGCAGAGCAUACCACCUUGGUUCCAGUUUCGACCAUAAAAAAUUCUCACAUCUCUCUUUCUACCGAUAAAAGUGUAGAUUCUGAUUACAGUACGACCGUGAAUGCCGCUCAGUUUGCGGAGCAUACUACCUUGGUUCCAGUUUCGACCAUAAAGGGUUCCGACAUGUCUCUUUCUACCGAUGAAAGCGUAGUUUCUGAUUACAGUACCGCUGUAGGUGCUGCUCAGUAUGCGGAACAUACUUCACUGGUUCCGGUUGAAACUCUGACAACUUCUACCACGUCUCAAGAAACAAAAGCAACUGAAGUUUGUACGACAUGUACUACUGGUACUCAUCAUUCUGCAAUCGUAAAUGCCGCUACUACUGCCUCAAAACCAACAAGUUCCUUAGCAUCUCUUUCAACAGUUAUUGCAUGGUAUUCCUCCUCAGCGAUCAACCCUCCUACCAUUUCCACAUAUUCAGGUGCUGCCAAUCAACUAACCAUUAGUAUUGGUACUUUAUUCUUGGGUUUAAUCUCUAUUCUGCUGUAG